Messenger RNA from Ectocarpus sp. CCAP 1310/34, 3049 nucleotides. NCBI's taxonomy places the organism in Eukaryota, Phaeophyceae, Ectocarpales, Ectocarpaceae. The record is from the annotation of a GenBank genome assembly.
UUUCUCUCUCGGCGUCUCUCUCUUUCCACUCCACUUUUCGCCAGCCUGGACCGAUACAACCUACACUUCUACACUAAGGUAGAGAGGAGACUCGUUUGACGUGUCCGGUGCGAGAGACUCAAGGCCCGUGCCGUCUGCAUCACGGAUUCGACAGAGGCCAGGAGGAGGACGGCAAUGGCUCUUCCAGCACAGCAACAGCACAGCAGGCGGCUGCUCGCCUCCUGGCGUGAAGACAAUAUCAAGAUCAAGCGGCACAGCUCAGCCCCACCGCCCAAGAUUCGCAGCACCACGACCUCAGCACCGUCGUCGUCGACCGCAACCGCCGCUUCUUCUCCUUCCGCCGAAAUGUACGACCAGCUUAGUUUCCCGAUGCCGGCCUUCUCCAAGGCCCUCAAGGUAAUCGGGAACGAAAGCUACACCCUCAGAUCGCAGGCGACAGGCCGCCGCUGGAGGGCUGUCAGCUCCUCCCGGGAGUGCCAGUUCGGAGAGGUGUUGCGUGCUGUUGAGGUUACAGACGAAGAAGCAGCGGCAUCAUCGCCAGCGUACUUCGCAAUCAAGGAGCUCAACUUGGACAAGCUGCGAGAGGUGCAGGGCCGGACAUACGAGGAUCCGCUGCGGGAAGUGGCCGCUUUGCAGUUCCUGUCGAGCCACCAGAACGUCCUUCCUUGCACCGAGGCACUCUGGGAUUCGGACAGCAUCUACAUCGUCACGCCGUUCUACAGCGGGGGCGAAGUUUUCGACGCGCUGACGGACCGGGGUCGGUAUGAGGAGGGCGAGGCGCGACCGCUGUUCCGCCAGGUGUUGCACGCGCUUCGCCACCUCAAGAUCCACGGGGUCUGCCACCGGGACGUGAGCCUUGAAAACCUGCUGCUGGACGAGGGGAACACCGUGAAGCUUGUCGACUUCGGGCUGGCGCUGCGCAUUCCUCAGAAGCCUGACGGCAGGGCCAGGGUUCUCCUUCCCCAGGGCCCCUGCGGCAAGCCGUUCUACAUCGCCCCGGAGGUCUUGUCGAGCUCGGUCUCGAGCGGAUUCGACGGGUUCGCCGUGGACGUGUGGGCGUGCGGCGUCCUGCUCUUCGUCAUGCUGACAGGAGUUCCGCCGUUCGAGAUGGCUCUUCCAUCCCAGGAUCAGCGGUGUCAGAUCGUGGCCGUCGAAAAGAGACUCGUGGACCUUCUGUCGGCGUGGGGCAUCUCCUUGUCGCCGGAGGCUGCGGGUUUGAUCCAGUCCUGCCUGCGCCAUUCCCCGGCAGAACGGCCCAGCGUCGAGAAUCUCCUUCGUCACCCCUGGAUGAAGGCUUCGUGAUGAUGAUAUUCACCUGACUUAGCUGAUGAUGGCCGACGAGGCUUGAUACGGUGUAUAUUUGAGUAAACCCUUCACCCGAUCACUACCGCCUCCUUCCUGUACGAAAACGCAUCAUCAAUGGUCGGGAAAUUAGGAAGUGAACAAUGUGUGUCUUGAGCUUGAUUUAGAGAGGGGUUGUGUUUGCGUGGGUUUUUUGGGGUGGCCGCGGUUGCGGUUGCUGCUUCUGGAAAAGGCUGGUACGAAGAUUAUGUGGGGGAUGGCAGGCGCGGCGUGUAAACGAAGUACAACGUACGGUUAAAUGAAGCCACGGCAGGAUAGAAGUAUGCAAGAUGGUUGGAGCGUUGAUAGGGGGGAAGGCACCGCCCAUUUCAUUGCAAGUUGUGGUGUAGCACGCGUUUUCUGUCUCGUGCGCGGAUGGGUGUGCCGCUCUUUCAGGCGCACGGUCCACCAGUGGUGGAUUUUCACGCAAUUUUUUUUAUAUUUUAGGCGGUUUUCGUGUUUAUGCUCUUUCUCACCAAAAAAAGUGUGGGUUGUGUGUCGCAUUGUGCUGUGGAGGAUUCUUGCUAGACUGUUGGAGGACGCAGUGUGUGUUGUGAAGGAUUUUGUGAUUUCGUUUUUUUCGUGGAGUGAAUUUACGUGGGUUUCGAGGCUCUUGCGUGAUUUGACUGUCUUGGGGAGAGCAACCGCUCAAGCGUACAAGGCCGAAGCGAAAGUGAGUUGAAAACAAUCGGGUAAAUGAUCUGAAUGGAAGAGUGCGGUGAGAUCGGGGGGCGGGGGGCGGGAGCGUGGUUGUGGGCUUGUGCAUUUGUUUUUCCCUCACAACGAAUUUUUUGCUGCACGUGCCAUCCUCCUGAGGUGCUUGAUACUCGGGCCAAUGCUAAUAUGUAGUAUUGAGUCAUAAGGUGCUGUUUGAGGUUUUUUUUUUUCCGUGCGGAUAGUUCAAGAAGGUUUUCGCGCGUUCGCUUGGCUCGGGUGUCUUGUGUUGUCGAGAGCCACGAGAGGCACUUUUGUGGCGGAACCUGUUGACGGAAAUACAUACGCACCAGAUUAUGUUUCGCAGGUAGCACCCGAUUUGAACGUGUAACAGUGUUGAUGGGAGUGUGUGGCAUGCAACUGAUACAUACGAAUCAAUGUACCGGGGGUAAAGGGUAAAAUUUCGCGCUCGUUGUGAAACAUGGAUGAAUCCAACAUGAUCUCGGAUUCUACCCUGUAUUUAAUUUAUUGUUCAGUUUUUAGCUGGCUGGCGUUCGUUCCUGACGCCUCCAGCACGGCAACGGGUGUUGGUUGGGUGGUUGGUUUUGGUAGUCCAUGGAGUAUGCGCGUUCGUUCGUUCGUGUGGUCUGGGUGGGUGGUUUCGACGUCUGUCGCCAGACGUGCGCGAGGCCUGUUAGCGUGCGUGCUUGGACGUGAUGCUGACGUUAGGGGGGGGUGGAAAUGGUUUCUCCUACAUGUAGUUCGUAGGGCUUGCAAUACACUAGGUAGGGUAGCAUCAUGUGGUAUAUGGUGAGGGCACGGGUUAGGAUGCCGACUGCCGUCGCACGUGCUUUAUUUGCCAGUUGGUGGGUUUAGUUUCUCUCUUGCUGAGUCAUGCGGUGCUUUCUGGAGGUUUUUAUUUAAUUGUAUUUGAACGCUGUAGUCUAGUAAGCAGUAUUUUGCGAAAGAUUUGUAUUCUGUUGUUUCAUGUACUGCACGUAAAGGAAACACUGAAAUCCUAUUCAAUGUGCGAUGUUUUUUAAAUUUAUAUCAU